AAAUAAUUUUUAAUUUAUUUUACCACAAUGGUUUUAAGAUUUUUUUUUUUAGGUAUGAAGGGUAUAUUUCUAACCCUCUUGAUAAAAAGUUCAAAGUGAGCUUCUUUUGGCUGUGUUUUCUGAAGAUUGUUAAUAGGCUUUAAAUUCUUUUAAUCAUUUUUCCCACUUGAUUCGAGGGCUUUUGAUUUGUAUUUCUUAUGUAAAAUUAGAGGGUUGAGUUGAAAAAAAGUAAAAGAAAAAUGAAAUCCUUGAGCAGUGUAGGGCUUGGUUUGAGCAUAGUUUUUGGCUGUCUUGUAUUAGCUUUGAUUGCUGAAGUAUAUUAUCUGUUAUGGUGGAAGAACAGGUUAAGAACAAGCACAGAUCUUGAAAAUGAUUUAAAAACUCCAGAAGAAGAGCAAAGUCAUCAUCAGCGUCAUCAUCAUAAUCUGCAAUCAAACAAAGAUUUGUUGUUGAAGCCUUUAGAUGAAGAACAUGGGAAUGGAAAUGGAAAUGAUGAGCAGCUUCCACCCAGAUUUCUCUUCACAAUUAUUGAAGAAACAAUAGAGGAUUUGGAGUCUUUUGAAACCCCAUACUUAACCCCUUUUGCUUCACCUCCAUUUUUGACCCCUCCACUAACUCCAAUUGAUGUUGCUUGUUUCAGUCACCAAUUGGGAUUCAACCCUUUGUUUGAAUCCGAAGCUGAUGCAAAUUUUAAUAGGUUAAGUUCAUCAUCAUCAUCAUCAUCAUCGCUUCAACCUCCAGCUUCGAGGGUCAAGUUUUGUAAAGAAGCUGAAGCGAAGCUUCAUAGGAAACCAUUAAAGGAAGAUGUUCAUAACAAUGGCGGAUUUAAGCUUUCUUCAGAUUAUCUCAGAGAGGAAGAAGAUGGAUCUUUUAUCACAAUCAUUGUUGAUAACAACAAAGAAGAAAGGUUUAGUCACAUUAAUCAGCACCAAAGUAAUACUCCUUCUCAGGUCUAGGUAUGAAAGAAAGUUAAGGACUCAGCAUCCAAGCCAAUCCCAGACUCAAAGUGGUGAAUGCCUUUCUUUUGGUAAAAUGGCAUGUAUCUAGGUUGUUAAAGUGUUGUUUUGUAUAUAAUAGUGAACAAACAUGAAAGUUGUUGAAGCAUGGUAUGAAAUGUGUAUCUUUUGGAAAUUAAAUUUACAUGAGUUUGACUAGUAUGAUAAUGUAGUAAAUUUUGAUAUGAAUUGUGGUAAAUGAUCCUUAAGAGGUUUUGAAGUGAA
Gossypium arboreum is the source of this 1220-nucleotide messenger RNA. RefSeq lists its product as uncharacterized. Bases 240 to 956 code for a protein of 238 amino acids. The transcript has 3 exons. The record is from RefSeq and is a predicted model, not a curated record. Lineage: Eukaryota; Viridiplantae; Streptophyta; Magnoliopsida; Malvales; Malvaceae.